CCCAUCUUCUAUUUUGUGUGUUUUGCAGCAUCAUCUAUUGCCUGGAUUUUUGCCUACAAUUGCUCCUGCUGCAUUCGCUUAAUCAGCGCAAACAUGAAUAGAAAAACUACGCCUGUCAUCUCUUUAUCAACCUUAAGACGAAGGACACGUGUAGACGUUCAAAAAAGGCUUCAUCAGAUUCAGACAGACAUGACAGACAUGACAUACAUGACAGACAUGACAGGAAUAGGGGCAGAUGACAGAGUUCUUUCUGAGAACACUGCCCAAUCCUCUUCAGCUGCACAUGCAAUGCCAGAGGUGCACGUUUUUACAGAGGAUGACAUGGAAUUGGAGGCAGAUUUUGAUAACGUGUAUUGGGAUGAGUGUGAUGGGGAUGGGACAUCAGGUUCGGAUUGUGAAAAUGAUGACCCAACAUCACUUUCUGAUGACAUUGCCAACUGGGCAGUGAGUUUUGGCAUUUCCAUGGUUGCCCUAACUGCACUGUUGAGUUUACUCCAUCUAACCCAUCCCAAUCUGCCAAAGGAUGGAAGGACCCUUCUCAAAACGAAAGUCCAAUAUUCUAUUCAGGAGAAGGCUGGGGGGAACUACCAUCACUUUGGCAUCCUUUCCUCCUUGAAUGCCACUCUAAGUAGAUAUGCCAAAACAUUGGCAGAGGGCAUGACAUUGGGGUUGCAGAUUAAUAUAGAUGGACUUCCUUUAUUUAAAAGUUCCACUGUACAGCUGUGGCCCAUCCUUGGCCUACUGGUUACCGUCCCCACGAAGGAACCAGUUGUCAUUGGGGCGUACUGUGGACCAAAAAAACCUAGUUCGGCCACAGAGUUCCUAUCUGAUUUUGUCACAGAACUACAUGAGCUAGAGGCUGGGUUUUGCUUUGAAGAUAAGUAUCUUAAAAUUGAGCUUCACACAGUAAUCUGUGAUACCCCUGCACGGGCCUUUGUGAAAAAUACUAAAGCCCACAAUGCUUACCAUGGGUGCGAUAAGUGCCUACACCCAGGGCAAUACCACAACCGGCGUAUGUCGUUCCCUGGACCAGAGCACCCCCUUAAAACUGACAUCUCAUUUAACCUGAAGGUUGAUGAAUUACAUCACCAUGAAGGGCCACAUCCAUUUCAACGCGUCAAGGUUGGCAUGGUAACGCAGUUUCCCUUAGAUUAUAUGCAUCUAGUGUGUUUGGGCAUUGUAAGGAAACUGCUCCUAACUUGGCUCCGAGGUCCGUUAACCGUAAGACUGCCGGCAUUAAUAGCAGAGAGGAUGUCAGCCAAACUCCAGUCCAUGAGGCCCUACGUGCCAAUUGAGUUUUCCAGGAGACCAAGGUCGCUUAGGGAGUUGGACCGUUGGAAGGCAACUGAAUUCCGACAGUUCUUACUGUACACUGGCCCUGUGGUGCUGGCAGGAUUUCUUGGAUCGGAACAUGUACUGUAA
Entelurus aequoreus (snake pipefish) is the source of this 1422-nucleotide messenger RNA. RefSeq lists its product as uncharacterized. The record is from RefSeq and is a predicted model, not a curated record. The transcript is spliced from 2 exons. Lineage: Eukaryota; Metazoa; Chordata; Actinopteri; Syngnathiformes; Syngnathidae. The coding region runs from base 94 to 1422 and encodes 442 amino acids.